Molecule: messenger RNA, 3259 nt
Organism: Onychostruthus taczanowskii (white-rumped snowfinch)
Lineage: Eukaryota; Metazoa; Chordata; Aves; Passeriformes; Passeridae
Gene: RSRC1
Product: arginine and serine rich coiled-coil 1
Exons: 10
Coding region: 365-1342 (325 amino acids)
Biological process (GO): alternative mRNA splicing, via spliceosome
Cellular component (GO): cytoplasm; nucleus
Source: RefSeq, a predicted model, not a curated record
CGGGGGCAGAGCCCCGGCGGAGCCCGCACGGGGAUCCCGGCUGUGCCGGGCAUCGCCGGGGUGCGCAGGGCUGGGCCCGGGGGAGGAGUCCCUGGAGCUGCUGCUGGUGGCGGGGAGCGGCUCCGGGAGCCCCGGGAGGUGGCGGUGCUCGCGGGCCGGGCCGCGCUUUGCUCGGCGCUGCCGGGGCUGCCCUGGCGCGGAGGCCGUGCCAGAACCGGCCGCUCUCCGGGACGGGGCUGCUGGAGCCCUGCGGCUCCCGGCAGCGCUCGGGAGGAGUCUCGGUGUCCUUAACGGGGAGUUUCCCUUUGCUCCAGGCCCUCCCCGGUGGAUCAGGAGCUGCUGCCCCGGUGGCCGGAGGUCGGAGAUGGGCCGGCGCUCCUCGGACACGGAGGAGGAGGGCAGGAGCAGGAGGAAGAAGAAGCACCGGCGGCGCUCCUCCUCCAGCAGCUCCUCGGACAGCCGCGCCUACAGCCGCAAAAAGUCGGGCAGGAAAUCCAGGUCCAGGUCGCGCUCUCGGGAUCUCCCGUCCUGGUCCCAUUCCUAUGAGAAAAGGCGCAGACACAGAUCCAGCAGCAGCUCUUCCUACGGCUCCAGGAGGAAGCGCAGCCGUUCCCGGGGCAGAGGCAAAUCCUACAGGUCCCAAAGGUCCAGGUCAAAGAGCAGGACCAGGAGGUCGCGCUCGCGGGCCCGGCAGCGCUCGUACAGCCGCAGCAGCGAGAGGUCCGGCCACAGGAGAACCCCCGGCGGGUCCCGGGAGCGCCGCAAGGCCAGGGACAAGGACAAGGCCAAGGACAAGGGCAAAGGGAAGGACAAGGAGAUCCAUGGCACCAAGGCUGGGGACUCUGCAAACAUCAAAGCUGGAUUAGAACAUCUGACUCCUGCUGAACAGGCCAAAGCCAGGCUGCAGCUGGUUCUGGAGGCAGCUGCCAAAGCAGACGAAGCGUUGAAGGCCAAGGAGAGAAGUGAAGAAGAAGCCAAGAGAAAAAAGGAAGAAGACCAAGCCACCCUCCUGGACCAAGUGAAGCGAGUGAAGGAGAUCGAGGCCAUCGAGAGCGACGCCUUCGUCCCACAGACCUUCAGGUCCAGCAAAGAAGUCAAAAAGUCAGCAGAUCCUCCUGAGCUCCAACAGGAGCCUGUGAAUGUGGGAGCAGGAGCCCCUGAGGCAGCUGCUGCUGAGAAAGAGCCUCCAGCUGCCAACAUUCCCACUGCCAUCAAGUACCAGGAUGACAAUUCCUUAGCACAUCCAAAUCUGUUCCUGGAGAAGGCAGAGGCUGAGGAGAAGUGGUUCCAGAGGCUGGUUGCUCUGCGCCAGGAGCGGCUGAUGGGGAGCCCCGUGGCCUGACGGCUGCCAGGGCAUCCCAGCCCCUUCCCACGUGCAGCUCCCGCUCUCAGCUGCUCUUCUUGUCUCUUAGAGGAGGCUUCAGUGAGCUGGGCAGGCAGGGAGGGUUUCACCUGGAAAACCAGGGAUCUUCUGUCCUGCUCCACCUGGGGAAUCAAGAAUGUCCUGCCCUGCUCUACCUGGAUGACUGGGAAAGUUCUCUCCUGGUUCCCCUCAAUGACCAGGAAUGUCCUGCCCUGCUCUACCUGGAUGACUGGGAAAGUUCUCUCCUGGUUCCCCUCAAUAACCAGAAUGUCCUGCUCUGCUCCACCUGGAUGACUGGGAAAGUUCUCUCCUGGUUCCCCUCAAUAACCAGGAAUGGCCAGCUCUGCUCCACCUGGAUAAGCAGGAAUGUUCUCUCCUGGUUCCCCUGAAUAACCAGGAGUGUUCUGCUUUGGUUCCCCUCAAUAACCAGGAACGUUCUGCUCUGCUCCACCUGGAUAAGCAGGAAUGUUCUCUCCUGGUUCCACUCAAUAACCAGGAACGUUCUCUCCUGGUUCCCCUCAAUAACCAGGAGUGUUCUGCUUUGGUUCCCCUGAAUAACCAGGAAUGUUCUCUCCUGAUUCCACUCAAUAACCAGGAGCGUUCUCUCCUGGUUCCCCUCAAUAACCAGGAAUGUCCUGCUCUGCUCCACCUGGCUAACCAGGAAUGUUCUCUCCUGGUUCCCUUGAAUAACCAGGAGUGUUCUGCUUUGGUUCCCCUGGAUAACCAGGGAUGUUCUCUCCUGGUUCCCCUGGCUACCCAGGGAUGUCCUGCCUUGGUUCUCUGCAGGCUCCAUGCUGGAGAUGGGCAGGGCAGCACAGCCAGGGGCAUUUCCAUUUUUUUGGAGGGAAUUCCUCAGGUGAAGAGCACCUGGCAGCCCAUGAAAUAUCAUUUUAUCUCUCCCAAUCCAGAAAAUUUUAUAGAGCCAGGUAGGAGCUGGGAGGUAAGUGGGAACUGAGGCUGGGGGCUGGGGGAGUGAGGAGCCAUCAGUUGCCCUUCCAUGUCCUGCAGCUGGAGAGGAUCCAGGAUCCAUCCCUGUUAUCCCUUCCUCCUGUGCAAUCCUGAACAUCUGGGCAGGCUCCUGCCUGAGGGAAUCCUCUCCCUGGAUGUGUUCAUCCCUCUGCUCCCACUGCCUCACUCUGGUGGAAAAUGCUCCACGUUUCCUUGAGCAUCUGCCACUACUGCCCCUCCAAAAUGGGAAUUGUAUCAACCUCAUCAUUUCUGGAAUUGCCAAAUGAUGGAAUUGCCACACACCUGCUUCUGGGCAGGGGCUGCUCCCAGCCCAUGGAGUUCCCUGGGGCCAGGUGGGACUUUUAAAUAAUCAAAGUUUAGUCUGAACAUCUGAAUUUAGCCUGGAUAAGCUUCCACAAAAAUCUGCCCAUCAUCCAUCUAAGUGCAGGAAAUCAACCAAAUCAAAUAAAUAAAAUACAAAAGUGUUUCUUCAGCAAAGCUGGGGGGAAAUUGUCACAUCAGGAGAGGAGAAAACUGAGCCCCACCUCUGGAUGAGCUCCCUGGAGCUGCCCUGCAUCAGCAUUCCCUUGGGAAGCUGCUUUUUGGGAUUGUUCCUCCUGCUUCUCAGAUCUGUGGUGAUAAAAAAUGGAGGCUGACUCUGGAAAUGGACUUUGGUUGUUUUAUUUUUUAUUUUAGAUCCUGGAUGUAAAAGGAAAAUGUAUUGAAUUUGCAUUCUGACACAUUUUUACUUCCUUUAUGAAGGGUUAGUUUGACUUUAUCCUGCAUCAAAAUAUUCCAAGACCUUGUCUGCAGGAAAAAGUGGGAAAAAAUUUGUUUCCCCUGUUUCAUUUCAGCAUUUUUAAAUGGUAAUAUUUGUCAUUGCUGCAUUUUAUCAUCACCUUUUAUGUUUGUUUCAUAGAAAAUAAAAACUGUUUGAUGUCCAUGGAA